AUGCAAUGGGUCAUCGACUUAGUAGGCUCCAUUCCAACGACACUUCGGGAGAUGCAACCCGUAAAGAAGCGUCCUAAGGAAAGCAUCCAGGUUACUAUCCGUUUCCUAAGGGGGCAGGAUAGUCAUACAGUUGUCCAUAAAAAGCGUCCUUCAGGAGACGAAGCCCACAAAGCAAUGGGUAGGAUAGUCAUACAGUUGUCCAUAAGUAGCGUCCUAAGGGUGACGCAGGUCAACGACCAAAAGUGUCCUUCGGGAGAUGCGGCCCAAAAAGAAGCGUCUUAA
This is a messenger RNA of Prunus armeniaca (apricot), 282 nucleotides long. NCBI's taxonomy places the organism in Eukaryota, Viridiplantae, Streptophyta, Magnoliopsida, Rosales, Rosaceae. The record is from the annotation of a GenBank genome assembly.